This is a messenger RNA of Amphiprion ocellaris (clown anemonefish), 485 nucleotides long. RefSeq names its product NADH:ubiquinone oxidoreductase subunit A1 (gene ndufa1). The transcript is spliced from 3 exons. NCBI's taxonomy places the organism in Eukaryota, Metazoa, Chordata, Actinopteri, Pomacentridae. The record is from RefSeq and is a predicted model, not a curated record. Bases 136 to 348 code for a protein of 70 amino acids.
CCUGGCAGCAGAGGUCGUCAGGACGGUCGCCAUUUUGUUAGCUUCUUAGCAAAAUAAACUGUCUUGGGUGGUUUUAGGACAACUCGGUUGUCCUCAGAGUUGCUCCUUUUAGCCUGACAGUAGACUUUAGUAACCAUGUGGUAUGAAAUCCUGCCGGGCCUCGGCGUCAUGACCGUGUGUCUCAUCCUUCCCGGUAUCGUCACCGCUCAGGUCCACAAGUUCACCAACGGAGGAAAGGAGAAGAGGGUCGCUCGGAUGCCGUGGCAGUGGUAUCUGGUGGAGAGAGACCGGCGAGUGUCAGGAACGGGACAGCACUUUAACUCCAAGGGCCUGGAGAACAUCAAAUGAUGAUGAGGAAUAUGGAGAACCUGAUGAGAAGAACCUUUUUUGUUGUACAUUAAAAGAUUAUAUUUACCAUUUAGUUGUUUUUUCAGUCUUUUAUGACAGUUGUCCCUGUGACCAAUUAAACUGUUCCACACUGGAAA